Messenger RNA from Rotaria sp. Silwood1, 654 nucleotides. The record is from the annotation of a GenBank genome assembly. Lineage: Eukaryota; Metazoa; Rotifera; Eurotatoria; Philodinida; Philodinidae.
AUGGUUACUUCGAAAAUUCUCGGGAAUUAUACUGUUGUAGGUACCGCAUUGAGUACUCAUAGCAGUAUGUUUACUGAACAAGUACUUGUAUGGGUACCCGCAUCUGAUAGUAACAGUGGUGAUAAAGAUAGUUCAACAUCAGAUAGAUAUAAACAAAUUCGAGAUGAAGCUGAAGAAUCAUAUGUGAAAAAAAUCGCUGAAAGACAAAAAUUAUACGCUGAUACUCAAAAAGUCGGACAAUAUCAAAUUGGAGAUUUGGUUGGUUUAAAAAUUGAUAAAGUUGAUAGAACCAACACACCACCAAAAUUUUUACCAUGUAAAGUUAUUUCAGUAGAAUUAUUAUCUGAUGAUAGGAAUACCUAUCGUCUUUGCACAAGAAAAUGUGUUCUAUCUCCAACAUAUGAUGUUAAUGAUCUCAUUGAUUUAACAAAAUGUAAUUUUUUGGAAUUAUGUUCUAUUGAUUCUCAAACAUUACCAACACAAACAUUUAUUCAAGCUUGCAAAGAUUAUAUUAGUAGUGGGAUUAAUGUAGGUGUAGAAGCCCGUGUUUAUAAUGGAGGUUGUGCUGCAAAAAAAUGCCCAUGCAAAGUACCUAAAGUACCGUGUAGUACAAAAUGCCAUCCUGCUAAAAGAAAAUGUUGUUCGAAUAUAUAG